This is a messenger RNA of Thlaspi arvense, 1137 nucleotides long. The record is from the annotation of a GenBank genome assembly. NCBI's taxonomy places the organism in Eukaryota, Viridiplantae, Streptophyta, Magnoliopsida, Brassicales, Brassicaceae.
UGGCUGGUUGUGCUUGAUUACACAUUCCACUCUUAUUGUCAUCUUUUGGGCAAUCAACUGAGGAUGGGUGGCUUUGAUGACUACAAGCCUGCAAUGGGUAUGAUCGCAGUGCAGUUAACUUAUGCAGGGGUUGCUCUCCUAACAAGAGCUGCUCUUCUCCAAGGAAUGAGCCCCAGAAUCUUUGUCUUCUACAGGCAAUGCAUAGCAACAUUAGUCAUCGCUCCAAUAGCUUAUUUUACCAGGAAAGAUGUAUAUUUGGGAUUGAGAGGCUUCUGUCUGAUAUUCUUGGCUUCUCUUGUGGGCGUAACAAUCAACCAGAAUGUCUACUUUGAGGGCAUACACCUAACCUCAUCAUCAAUGGGAGGUGCCAUGUUUAAUCUAAUCCCUGCCGUGACUUUUGUAAUGGCAUCCAUUUUGGGUAAUGCCAAGAUCAUAGGGACUAUCAUCUGUGUCGUAGGAGCUGUUUCCAUGGUGCUGCUCAGAGGCUCAAAGCUUCUGAACUCAGAAUUGCUAUCAAGAGUAUCUCUUCUCAGCUCCGUAAGUAAGAAUUGGCUUCUGGGCUCCCUCUUCCUCUUCGGAAGUAGCUGCUGCUGGGCUGUUUGGCUAAUUAUCCAGGUCCCGGUUUUAGCAAGCCAUCCGAACCAUGUAUCUCUAUCGGCAUGGAUGUGUUUCAUGGCAGCGUUACAGGCAGGGCUAAUUGCACUCUUCAUGGAGUCAGACCAAGAAGCUUGGAAAUUGCAUUCUUACCUUGAACUUGCUGCUUGUUCCUUUGCAGUAAGUAUAUUUGGUUUGGAUAAAAGCUACGAAGCAGAGACCCUUAUAGAAGAUUUAAUUACCCAUGUCUUACAAGUGUCCAAGUCCAGUAGGACAUGGAUGCCCAAGGAUUGGACACUAAUAAGCUUCAAAAUAUCACUUGGAAUAGCUAAAUCACUGAACUGGGGAAUCGUAGCAUCAGCAAUAUCAGUUUUUAUUACAACAUGGUGCAUUUCGCGUAGAGGACCUCUCUUCUGUGCUACGUUCAGCCCUCUAACCACCGUUGCAGUGACCUUCUUUGCUGCAAUUCUUCUGCACGAAGAGGUCUACACUGGCAGUUGUUCUGAUUGUUGGACUGUACGUGGUGCUGUGGGGAAAAGCUGA